Messenger RNA from Culex pipiens pallens (northern house mosquito), 3358 nucleotides. RefSeq names its product AP-1 complex subunit beta-1 (gene AP-1-2beta). The transcript is spliced from 6 exons. Lineage: Eukaryota; Metazoa; Arthropoda; Insecta; Diptera; Culicidae. Gene Ontology annotation, cellular component: clathrin adaptor complex; membrane coat. The record is from RefSeq and is a predicted model, not a curated record. The coding region runs from base 148 to 3045 and encodes 965 amino acids. Gene Ontology annotation, biological process: vesicle-mediated transport; intracellular protein transport. Gene Ontology annotation, molecular function: clathrin binding.
UUCUCCAAAUCGAGAAGAGUCGUCAUUCGUCGUCUGCAGUUGCAGCACCAUCAGCAAAGCAAAACAAAACUUCUUUUUUUUUCGCGGCCGUCGAUUGAUCGAUUCUUUUUUUGUGCGUGUGACCGCCUAAGGCGGCCGUAGCCGGAGAUGACCAUGAUUCCGAUCGCACCCAUCCAAUUGUCCAACCUUCGUUCCAGGCUGCGCGUGUUUGACUCACCAGGGAUGACCGACUCCAAAUACUUUACCACCACCAAAAAGGGUGAAAUCUUCGAGCUCAAAUCCGAGCUCAACAAUGACAAGAAGGAGAAGAAAAAGGAAGCGGUCAAGAAGGUCAUCGCCAGCAUGACGGUUGGCAAGGACGUUUCCGCGCUCUUCCCGGACGUCGUCAACUGCAUGCAGACGGACAAUCUCGAGCUGAAGAAGCUAGUCUAUCUGUACCUGAUGAACUACGCCAAGUCGCAGCCCGAUAUGGCCAUCAUGGCCGUCAACACGUUCGUUAAGGAUUUGCCACAUUCUCAACUCGUUAAGGACUGCGAGGACACGAACCCGCUGAUCCGGGCGCUGGCCGUGCGCACGAUGGGCUGCAUCCGGGUGGACAAGAUCACCGAGUAUCUGUGCGAGCCGCUGCGCAAGUGCCUCAAGGACGAGGACCCGUACGUGCGCAAGACGGCGGCCGUGUGCGUGGCCAAGCUGUACGACAUCUCGAGCUCGAUGAACGUUUCCCCAUUCCAGGUGGAGGAUCAGGGUUUCUUAGAUCAGCUGAAGGAUUUGUUAUCGGACUCGAACCCGAUGGUGGUGGCGAACGCGGUGGCGGCGUUGAGCGAGAUCAACGAGGCGUCCGCGAGUGGCCAACCGCUGGUGGAGAUGAACUCGGCGACGAUCAACAAGCUGCUGACGGCGUUGAACGAGUGCACCGAGUGGGGACAGGUCUUCAUCCUGGACUCGUUGGCCAACUACACGCCCAAGGACGAGCGCGAGGCGCAGUCGAUCUGCGAGCGAAUUACGCCCCGGUUGGCCCACGCGAACGCCGCCGUCGUGUUGAGCGCGAUCAAGGUGCUGAUGAAGCUGCUGGAGAUCUUGGCUUCGGAUAGCGAUUUCUGCGCCAUGCUGACGAAGAAGUUGGCCCCGCCGCUGGUGACGCUGCUCAGUUCGGAGCCGGAGGUGCAGUACGUUGCGCUGCGCAACAUCAAUCUGAUCGUGCAGAAGCGUCCGGACAUUCUGAAGCACGAGAUGAAGGUGUUCUUUGUCAAGUACAACGAUCCGAUCUACGUGAAGCUGGAGAAGCUGGACAUUAUGAUCCGGCUGGCCAACCAGAGCAACAUUGCCCAGGUGCUGAGUGAGCUGAAGGAGUACGCCACCGAAGUGGACGUGGACUUUGUCCGCAAGGCCGUCCGCGCGAUUGGCCGUUGCGCCAUCAAGGUUGAACCUUCGGCCGAACGGUGCGUGUCCACGCUGCUCGAUCUGAUCCAGACCAAGGUGAACUACGUCGUGCAGGAGGCCAUCGUCGUCAUCAAGGACAUUUUCCGUAAGUAUCCCAACAAGUACGAGAGCAUCAUCAGCACUCUGUGCGAGAAUCUAGACACGCUCGACGAGCCGGAAGCGCGUGCUUCGAUGGUCUGGAUCAUCGGUGAGUACGCCGAACGUAUUGACAACGCGGACGAGCUGCUCGACAGCUUCCUGGAAGGAUUCCAGGACGAAAACGCCCAGGUCCAACUCCAGCUCCUAACUGCGGUGGUGAAACUGUUCUUGAAACGCCCAACCGACACCCAGGAACUGGUCCAGCAUGUCCUCUCGUUGGCCACGCAAGACUCGGACAACCCGGAUCUCCGCGAUCGUGGCUUCAUCUACUGGCGCCUCCUGUCAACCGACCCGGCCGCCGCCAAGGAAGUCGUGCUGGCCGACAAGCCACUCAUCUCGGAGGAAACGGAUCUCCUCGAACCAACCCUGCUCGACGAGCUCAUCUGUCACAUCAGCUCGCUGGCCAGCGUCUACCACAAGCCACCGACCGCGUUCGUCGAGGGUCGCGGCGCUGGAGUUCGCAAGAGUCUGCCGAACCGCUCGGCUUCCGCCGCCGGCGAAGAAUCGUCAUCCGCCGAAGCGACCGUCAUUCCAAACCAGGAAUCUCUCAUCGGAGAUCUGCUCUCGAUGGACAUUGGAGCUCCGGCCGCUCCAGCCGCACCCGCCGCCAACACCAGCAGCGUAGAUCUGCUCGGAGGCGGCCUGGACAUCCUUCUCGGCACAAACUCCGCCCCGGAAACCACGAACAACACCGCCGCCGCCCCAGCUCCAGCAGCCGGAGGUCUCCUCGGCGACAUCUUUGGUAUUGGUUCGGGCGCGGCCACCAACAUGAUCCAAAUCCCGAAAAUAACAUGGCUACCAGCCGACAAGGGCAAAGGACUCGAAAUCCAAGGCACCUUCUCGCGCCGCAACGGCCAGGUCUUCAUGGACAUGACCUUCACCAACAAGGCCAUGCAAGCGAUGACCAACUUCGCCAUUCAGCUGAACAAAAACAGCUUCGGCCUCGUCCCUGGAUCCCCCCUCCAGGUCGCCCCCCUCCAACCCUCCCAAACCACCGAAGCAUCCCUCCAGCUCGGCAUCACCGGCCCCGUCCAGCGCAUGGACCCGCUCAACAAUCUCCAAGUCGCCAUCAAAAACAACGUCGACAUCUUCUACUUUGCAUGCCUCGUGCACGGCAAUGCCCUCUUCGUCGAGGACGGCCAGCUGGACAAGCGCGUGUUCCUCACCACCUGGAAGGAAAUCCCCGCAGCGAACGAGAUCCAGUACAACCUGCACGGAAUCGCCGGCACCGCUGACACCGUCGCCGCAAAAAUGACCGCCAACAACAUUUUCACCAUCGCCAAGCGGAACGUCGAGGGCCAGGACAUGCUGUACCAGUCGCUCAAGCUGACCAACAACAUCUGGGUGCUGCUGGAGCUGAAGCUGUCGCCGGGCAGUCCGGACGCGACGCUCAGCCUGAAGACGCGCUCGGUCGAGGUGGCGGCCAUGAUUUUCGCCGCCUACGAACAAAUCAUCCGAUCGCCGUAAGUUGUCGCUUGAAUGCAUUAUAUAUUUCUUUUCCAAAAUUCCGAUGAUAAGUAUAACAAAAGUCGGCUAGACUAUAUAAUUAGUAUAUUAGUAGUUGCUCGUUUGUAGCACAAUCAUGAUGAUGUUGUUGAUGCAGAUUUAAUUGAGAUAACAAAAUGUGUGCGCGAUGCGCGCGCGCUCGUGGAAUAAAUAUUCAUUAUGACUACGCGAUUCGCGAGCUGGAUCUACUAACUGUAUGCAGAAAAUAUUACUAGACAUUAAACUAUUAUCAAAUAUUAUACAAAAUGUGGAUAUAAAGAUCAUUACAAACAAG